Spirodela intermedia is the source of this 7698-nucleotide messenger RNA. NCBI's taxonomy places the organism in Eukaryota, Viridiplantae, Streptophyta, Magnoliopsida, Alismatales, Araceae. The record is from the annotation of a GenBank genome assembly.
AUGGGGGGAGAGGAGUUCUUGCCUCUGAUCGCCGUCGGCGGCCGGCCUCCGCCCUCGAACGGCUUGGUGAUACGACGGGGAGCCUCAAGGCUCCUCGUGUGGGCCUGGAAGCUCGUUCUCCCCGUCUUGUUCUCUAUCUUAUCCCCUCCGUUUUCCUGUUCCUUGCCACCUAUGUUGCCACCAUACCUACCGUGGAUCGUCGACAUGGUCAGGACGCUCUUCGCCAUGAAGACCAAGGGUCCUUCGAACCUAGAGUGCCUGGCCCUUCUUCCCCAGCUGAUUGAGGAUCUCAUAGAGUUCGCCGCCGUGGGAGUGGGUAUGAUGUUGGCGUCUUUCCUGCUCUCGUCGUUCACUGUGACGGCGGUGAUCAACGCGCUCGCCAUGGCUUCCAAGGCGGAAAAGGUAACCUUCAAAGAGCUGUUUUACAAGAUCACGUGGAUGUGCAAGGGCCUUGUUGCCGCUCUUCUCUAUGUCAACCUCUUGGCCUUCGCUUAGAUGAUCCUUUGGCUGCUACUUCUGUCUAUUGUCAUCUUGAGCUUCGGCCGUUCUCUUCUGUCGUUUGCCCUCUCCGCCGCAACCAUAAUCUUCUUGGGCCUUGUUCUCCUUCUUUACUUGUAGAUUGACAGGUCUCGAAGGGAGGGAGGACGGUACGGGCUGACGAACGAGUGUAUCAUCGUGGGCAGCAGCAUCUUACCCUCGGUACUUGUGGGCGUGUUAUUUGUAGCCAUUGACAUGGCGUUCUACUGCGAGUGCAGAAAAGCAACGGAGACGGUUCUCGUCUCCGUCAGCUUGUAAACCUCCUCUCUGUCCACGGUUCUCUUCUGUGAUCAGAAAAGAGGGCAGGUUUCUGAUAGGGCCCCGGGUACUCAGUUAGAUGGUGGAAACGAAAACCUGAUAGUUCGAAUAACAAUAUCCGUCUCUGGACUAUUGGGAAAUGAUGAUUCAACUGAGGACGAUCGGACGAUACGAGAGAGAGAGAGAGAGAGAGAGAGAGAGAGAGAGAGAACCAGAAGGACUCCGGGGAGAUGCUAGAAGACGAGGAGGAGGUCAGCCAGCAACCCGCUGUAUCGGUUACUGUUCUCCGGACUGUUGGGAAAUGAUGAUUCAACUGAGGACGAUCGGACGAUACAAGCGAGAGAGAGAGAGAGAGAGAGAGAACCAGGACUCCACGAUAAAAGGGGGAGAUGCUAGAAGACGAGGAUGGGGCGGGGGGAUAACGACCCUUCGAGUGGAGUGGGUCAAACUCUACCAUACGACCCCUACAUCGGGUCAGACUCCAAGACUCUUCCUUGCCUCCUUCAAGCUUGGAUCAUUCCGAGUCUUAUAGACUCCAAGACUCUUCCGGAAUCACCUCUACUUCCAGCUGGCUCAGCUCUAGGGGGUGGCCACGUGGUGACGGUCAACUUCAUUGCCUACGUGGUGUGGAUGAUGAGGCGUGGACCUCAUCACAAGGGACAUGAAAAUGAGAUGUUAAAAGAGAUCAAAUAAAUGAUUUAAAAAUCACAAACACUGUUAUAAAUAGAAGGAGAAAUUCGAAUCUAGCUCAAAAUCAUGUAUGGGAACAAUGGCUAUCAUAAAAAUCACUCAGAAAUGACAGAACUAAUCGAGGAAAGAAGUCACCAGAGAGAUCAGGUCAGCGAGUGUCAAUCGUUGACCUUGGAUCAUUGACCGAAUUAAAUAGUUGACUAUUGACUUCCCCAGAGGCCGUUGGACGUUGGGCAAACGGGGGCUGGUUGUUGGUCGGCUACAGAUCGGAAUCAUCAUAGCUUCUCGGCGGGUUCGGAUCCGACCCAGAAGUUACCCGGUGGCGUGACGGGAACAACCCCGAUAAUGGGUCCGUGGGUAGGAGGCCCAACAGUGGCUCGCCGGUUUUUAUGCCCUAAGCGUCCCGUGAGUGCUGGACCGGACGGCUGACUCGGUGAUCUGAGACGUAGGUGGCGGGGACGGGUGAAACGAAGGUGGCAGAGAGAGUGAGAGAGGGCGAUAGAGAAGGUUGCCGGAAGGCGGUAGUGGCGAAAGACGGAGGUGUAGGCGGCGGAGAACGGUGGAACGGCGGCGCCAGAAGGAGACGGUGGCAACGGCGGCGGCGGAAUAAGACGGUGACAGUGGAGGCGGGUGGAUGGCUGAGUGGUGGCGACGGCGGGAGAAGACGAAUGUGGGGGCGGACGGAAGAUGGGCCGGCGGCAACGAUGACGGACGGUGGGGGUGGAGGAUGAUGGCGACAGCGAUAACACUCCAACCGUGAUCACGGGGUCCUCACGGCCAACUCUAACCGGGGGGAUGGGGUCUCACGACCAACAGCAGACGGCGGAGCUUCCGCAAAGGUAAAUGAAUCUCAAUCACUAAUUGUCUGUCUAAUGACGACGAGACGGGCCUUUUAAAGACCUUACAAAGAAAAACAAAGUAAGUAAAAUAAUGGAAAGCUUAACUAAGGAAGAACAUGUUGAUAAUAAAUGAAAUCUUCAACUUCCGGGCGAAUGUGUUGGCGUCGGGGAUCUCCGGUUGCCCUCUGGGCCCAAAGCUGUCUGGGUCGAGCUUUAGUCCUUUAGUGUGCCGGCUGAAUCUAGAUUGGGUCCCCCGUCUUGCAUCAUGCGCCUUUAGAUAUGGGUGUUAUGAAGACGAGCGUCCCCUCCUGGUACAGCAGAAAUGAAAACUCAGGAGAAGAAGAUGAAAGAUCUAACGUUGUUCGGAUGAAUCCACCUACGUCAACUGUCUCACAACAGUUGCACUACACCACUGAGAGAAGGAAGAACUAGGUCAAAGGACCACUUUCAUUGGUGACUCAAUUCCGCUUUCUGUUCUAGAUGAACUUCUGUGAUCUAGCACUUCUUCCUUCAGCCAACAAGGUAGGUGUCUGAGUCUCUCCUUCUCUCCCAGCAAGGUAGGUGGUUGCAUUGGCGGUGCCUCUGCUUCUUUAGCAAUAGUGCAAGCAACUCCAUCCUCAGUCAGCAAGACAGGAAGCGAUGCCCUGCUCUAAAACCCCCACAAUCAUCCUCUCCCAUCCACCUCUAUUUCUCUCUUUGUCUUCACUCUCAGAGUUCUGCAAAUGACAGAGGCCUCCUUUUAUAUUUGCCUCUCAGACGCCCCACGGGUGGGAAAAGUUGCCACGACCCAAUAGAGGUGCUGGAUCCGUUUCAUGGGAACAGUUAGUGGAAGUUUAUUACUGUUGAGAUAAUGCUUUUGAUGUUGUAUAAAGAAACUGAAAUUAUGUUUAAACGAAAGAUUACAUAAAUUAUAUUAACUUCAUAAAUGAGAACUAAAGGUUCAAUCUUGUAUUUUUUAUGUGAAAAUUAAAGCUAUUAGAUGACAAUAAUUGUCUCCGAAUGAAAUCAGAUCAAUCGAAAGUCAAAUGACGUCAAAACAAGAAGACUUUAAUAAAAUACAUAGAGUGUGUCGACCAAUGUUGACCAUCUUUUGAGAUGUGUAGACCCACUAUGAAGUGUGUCAACCCAUCGUUAGACAAAGGGCAAAAUCAAAACCAAGUUCAACACGUGUGGCAAUGAGAAAAGAUUCAACGUGAAACUUGGCAGUCACUAAACAUAGUCAGCAUAGAAAAUUUUAAAGUGAAGUGACACGUGGCAACCAGUUUGUCACAUGGCACUUGGUAGAAUUAAACCUUAAAAAUGAAACGUGGAUAAGUCAGUCAGCAUGCGAAUGACAGCCGACACAUGGCUAAACAGUGCCUAACAGUCAUAAAAUGCCGCAAAUAAAGUGACAACUCAGAAAAACCUUAAGUAGGAAGAAUUUGACAAAGGCAAUAGUCAAAUUGACACAUGGCAGGCAUCUAUCACAAAGAUGGCAUCUCCUGACACGUAAAAAAAGUAGCACGUCAGAGGGCAUUGACUGAUACAAGGACAGAGCUGAAUUGUCGAAAGGCAACUCUAACAGUCUAGUCAAGGCAAUCUUACAAAGCCUGAAAGCGGAUUGACCCAUGUAAUGGCAUGAAAAAACUUUUAACCGAGUAUAACUUUCUCAUUUGAACUCCAACAAUCAAGUCUUAGAGCUCUACAAGUAUCCUCAUGAACAAGCUUUCAAAAAAAAACUAUAUGACACCAAAAAAUUGCUCAUUGUCUUGCAAAAAAAAUCCUAAGAGAAAGCAAUGGAAUAAGUAUCCUACAUUCAAAAAUUAUUCCUCUACUUCAUUUAAUCAUUUUAAAAUGAUGUAAUGUUCCUCAUUCCUACUCAUAUAAGUGAAAGCACCAAGGGGAGUGUUAGUAACAUGUAAUUGAAGGCUAACUAGGGCCUUGAUGUCUUGUGUCAGGAGAUAGAUCGUGAGAAAUUUUGUUUGUGUAUAGACCCCAAGAAAUAAAUUGUACUCUUUGGAAGAGAAUAGUGUAACCAAGGGUUCAUAUCCUUAAAAAGUGGAUGCAGACUAAGGGUGGCUGAACUGUUAUAAAAAAUUUGUGUUUUGUUCAGAAACUGAAACCUUUGUUUUGGCAUAGAACUCAAGUGUGUCAACCCACCUGAAAACUGUGUUGACCCAUAAACUUCUGGUAGAUCUAUGAAAAUUAAAAAGUUCCUAAACACCACUAAAAUUUAAAAAUCAAUUCACCUCUCAUAAUACAUCUUCAAAGUCAAUUACAAACAUAAUAAUCAUGUUUUCUACUUGGCUCAUUUUCUAAAAUUGCAUCCAUGUCAAACUCUACCACAACCUUCAUAAUUGUUAAUAACCUUGUUGAAGCAAUUUUCACAUGGAUUUUAAGGUGGCCAAGAAAAAAGUAAUGCUUGAACUUCUAUGAAGGGAUAUACUUUGUAAGUGUAUCCAUUGGCUGUGCAACAUAUAAGCCUAUUUUACAGUAAUUAUCUCUUGCAAAAUGACAUCAUGAAAAAAAUGAUGCUUGACAUAGUAUGUUACAUCAUAAUGCUUUAUAGUUAGAUGUAUGAAACUCUUGUUAUCAUGCUACAUUAUAAUCAUUUCCUAUACUUGACCUAGAUUGCUAACCUAGCCUUUUAGUUACAAAACACUAUCUAACUCCUUUCAUUGUCAUUUAUUUUGGCUAUGUCAUUGACAAAUGUAGAAUGCACUGCAAAACAACCUUCUGAGUCAUAGCACAAUUGGAGAAAAUACAGACAUAGUAUGUUAGUAAUAUCCUAUUAUCUUUAUCAUCACUAUAAUCAAAAUCAAUGUAACCAACUAAUUGAUUGAGAUUGAUAUUUAUUUUGUAGAAUAUCAUGCUCAUAUCUGAAGUAGAUAUGAGGUAACAUAGUAUCUAAUUUAUAGCCUUCAAGUGAACCUUCAUAGGAUUUCUCAUGUGAUUGCUAACCACACUACUAAUAUGGAAGAAAUCAGGUCAAGUAUACCAUAAUAUACGAAAAUAUAAUUUCUACUUACAUAUAGAGCAUUCAUUGUUUAUUCUAUCUUUCUCUCUAAAUUUGGUUAAUCUUCAACAAACAAUUUGAAAUGGACUCCUCUCUAGAAUUUAUCGCAUUAAAAUCUUUCAUGUCAAGUCACUUGAGUACCUUCUCCAUAUAUUUGUGACAAAAUCUUUUCAAAGUUACAAUAUGUGUGAAUCUUCAUUCUUGAAGACCUUGUUGUUCUAAGAUUUUUUAUUUUGAAUUCAUCACUCAAUUCAAGUUUUAAUUGAUUGAUUUCUGACAUGUUGGUAGCUAUUAACAUGUUAUCUAUAUAAAAAUAAAUAAAUAAAUAAAUCAUCAACAAGCUCUAUACUAAACCCACCCAACCAUCAUAAUCAUUUCUAGAUAAUUUAUGAACAUAGAUGUAUAAAAUCUUUUGUACCACUAUCUUGAGGAUUAUUUUCAGUCAUAUAAAUAAUUUUUUAAUAGGCCUACAUGAUCUUACUUGUUAGGAAGUUUCAAACCCUAUGAUCAGUGUGUGUAAAAUUUUUUCUCAAGGUCAUCAUGUAAAAGCAAUGGAUUCACAUCUAAGUAGCUCUAUUUCUAAACAAAAUAAAUCAACAAUGACAUGUAACUCACAAAUAAUCUUUUGGUAUAUGUUACAAUAUUAGAAGCUAACUCAUUGAAGUCAAUAAUCUUCUAGUGUGUGAAAUUAUUUUCAGUCAUGUAGUAUUUCCCCUAAAAAGAUUAUUUCUUUCUUAAUGACCCAAUUGGACUAAAAAAUCUUCUAAUCAAAUUAUAAUUUCGCUAUCUUCUAUGUCACGUGCUUCUAAAGAGAUUUAGUCUCCUCUAUCAUAGACAACUAUUUUUUAGAGAAUUUGUCUAAUAUGAUGACUUCUCUACAAAACUACAAUUUUCUCUAACUCAACUUAAUAUGCCAUAGAAAAAUCAAAAUCUAAUGUUAUCACAAGCACACUUCUGCCUAUCUAUUAAUGUGGAUUGUCUUUGAAGGUCAUGUUGUUGUGUUUUACCAUUCUUUAUCACAUCAUCUAUCAUAUUGAGAUUUUUACUCACAUAUUUUAUUGUAGUUUCUAUUGAAAGCUUCACUUCUUACUUUCCUAAUUUGCUACCAACUUGUUCUAUAUAUUUUUUCAUUAAUUUUCUCACACUUGAGGUAUCAUAAAAUCAUUGAAGGUCACAUGUAUUCUAAACAUAAACUUGAGUGUCUGAUGAUUGGUACACCAUGAAUGAUAUAUCUUCAUACCCUAUAUUUAUACGUAUCCUAUGAAAAUAUUAUUUUGUUAUUUUUUGCUCUAAUUUUUCAUUUGUGGCAUAAACAUAUGCAAGACAACUAAAACCUUUAAGGUGAGAAUUAUUCAUGAGACAACUAGACUAUAUCUCCUCUUGAGUUUUCACUAUGGUUGUGGAUAGAUAUCAAUUCCCAUAGUAGUAAGCAGUGUUGAUAACUUCUAGACAAAAUGCCUUUGAUAGACUUACUUAAGAUGCCAUACUCCUCAUUUUAAGAUGGCACUUGUUCCUCUAUUAUGUAACAUUAUUUUAUUGCAGUAUCCAUUUCAUAAUGUGAUGUCAAAUAAUGACUUUCUUAUUGUAUGACUUACGAAAUUCUUUUGCAAAUAAUUUCAUAUCACUCUCACAUACUAAGAUGCUCGAUUUUGUUAUUAGUUUACCUUUUAAUAAAUAUCUCCCAGUACUUGAAAUAGGUAAACACUUCACUCUUUUUAUUCAGAAUAUAUAUGGGACAUUUCUUGAGGAACCAUUAAUAAAGGUCAAAAAAUACAUCCCUCUUUGAGACAAUUGAGCAAGAACCCAAGAUUUCUUCACAAAUUAUAUCGAGACAGGGCUACAUAUUAACUCCCAAAGAUUGAAACAUUUGAAAUUUAUGUCGUCAUUAAUCAUCUCUCUAGACACAUCAUAGUCCAGAAAUUUAGGACAACAUUGUAGUCCAUUUUGGACUCCUUGUAUUGACUCCAAACAUAUGAACGCUCCCAACACCUAUUUGAAUAGUUGAAAAAUAAUUUUUGAUGAGUAAAUCAAUGAUGACUUCCUAUGAACAUAAACGGGUCAAAAUUCUUGGGAGCAUUAAAUGAGGAAAAACCCCAUCUUUAUUUUAUUUUCACAUACUGCUCGGAAACCUCUCUCUCUCUCUCUCUCUCUCUCUCUCUCUCUCACACACACACACACACACACACACACACACACACACACACACACACACACACACACAACGUUCUGCCAGAGCAGCUGGGCCGAGAGCAGGCCCGACGAGCACCUCUGAAGAGCAAGGCGGGUGGUCCAUAAGACUGGCCUUGCGGGCGAAGAGGAGAGAGUAUAUUCUGGAACUUGUCUCUGCGACAGGGCCAGGAAGAAGUCGCCGGCGACUGA